CAUGCUAACGGGCUAUCGACACCUGUACUUGGUUCGUGGAGGUGCUCUACGAUGAAUCCGCACUCCACAGACGUUAACCGCGCCCACUGAUCGGCUUAAAAGCUCCGGAAGGUCCGACACCUCGCCAAAUGAGCCGUAACAGCGGUGUGCUAGUGUCACAUUAGCUGAUUACGCCCUGAGCAGGUCGCCUACAACCAAAGGAGCCAUGGAUUUUAAACAUAUACUUCAGCAAGUGGAGCCUCACUACGGAACAGCCGCACUGGUUACGGGGGCUGCAUGCGGUGUGGGAGCGCUGGUGAUACUGGUGCAGAAGUUAAGCAAACACCAAAAGACGAAGGAGAAGGUCCAGAGAGUUAGAGCACGGAAAGCCGAGAGCCUGCAGCGGGCUGAGCAGGCUGUGCUGCAGUACAAGGAGUCGCAUCCCAUGACAAAUUCUGCAAACAUCUUGUCUCUCUCCCUGUCUGAGUUGACCAAGCAGCUGCAGAAAGGCUCCCUAAGUCCUGAGGAUGUCUUCUACGCUUACCUGGAAAAGGCUCUGGAUGUAGACAAAAAACUGAACUGCUGCAAUGAAAUCUUGUUGGAUAGUUUUGAGCAGCUGAAAACUAUUUCCUCCAACAAGAAGGGGCUUUUGUAUGGAGUUCCAGUCAGCAUCAAAGAAAACAUUGCAUACAAGAAUUAUGACUCCACCUGUGGUGUGAUCUGUAAUUUGGAGCAGCCUGCCGAGAAGGACAGUGUGUUGGUGGAAGUUUUGAAGAAACAAGGAGCUAUUCCGUUUGUGAAAACCAACGUGCCCCAAGGCCUAAUGAACUAUGACUGCAGCAACCCAAUCUACGGCCAGACUUUGAACCCCCACAACCUCAAGAAGACCUCCGGAGGUUCCUCUGGUGGGGAGGGGGCUUUAAUAGGGGCUGGAGGCUCUGUGUUGGGCAUAGGCACUGAUAUAGGAGGUAGUAUCCGUAUUCCUUCUUCAUUCUGCGGGAUCUGUGGUUUUAAACCAACAGUAGGUCGGCUAAGUACACAGGGUGUAGUUGGCCUGUAUGGAGGGCAAAAAUCAGUGAUGGCAACUGCUGGGCCCAUGGGCAGAGAUGUGGACAGUCUUGCUCUGUGUAUGCAAGCCCUGCUGAACGAUGACAUGUUCCACUUGGACCCCACCGUUCCACCGGCAUCUUUUAACAUGCAGACAUACCAAAGCUCCAAACCACUCAGGAUUGGUUAUGUGGAGAGCGAUGGCUUUUUUCAGCCAUCUCCAAGCAUGGCCCGAGCCAUCAGAGAAGUCAAAGCUCUGUUGGAGAAAGCAGGGCACACUCUGGUGCCCUUCAGUCUCCAGAAGGUCGGACAGAGUUUCUAUGAACUGGCGAUGAGGGGUGUUGCUGCAGACGGUGCUUUUUCCUUUGCUCAAAAAAUGAAGGACAGCCCCCUGGAUCCUAGUAUCAGACCACAGUUUAUCACCAUACAUGUCCCUGUAUGGGUGCGGAAAACCCUCUCAUUCCUCCUCAGGCCAUUGUCUCCUCGUACCUCUGCCAUGCUCAGUGCUUUCUGUGGUGUUGGAUCUAUUGCAGAUCUGUGGAAGCAGCAUGUAGCUGUUGAGGAAUACAUCAACAAAACGAUAGAAGAUUGGAGAAAAAGCGACAUUGAUGUCCUACUUUACCCUGUGAUUGGACCAGCCUUCAACUUCCACUACUGCUGCAAGAAUACCCAGCUUUGCACUUACACGAUGCUCUUCAAUGUCCUCAACUUUCCUGCGGGGGUUGUUCCUGUUUCCACGGUGACUGUGGAGGAUGAAGAGGAACUAAAGCACUAUAAGGGCAUUUAUCGAGAUGUCUGGGACAGAAGUUUCAAACAGGCCGUGAAUGGAGCCGAGGGUCUGCCCGCAGCGGUGCAGUGUGUCGCCCUGCCGUGGCAGGAUGAGCUUUGUCUGCGCUUCAUGAAGGAGGUGGAAAAGCUGGUCAAACAGAGCAAAAAGUAAGGCCUGGAGGCCACAGGUGGGAAUGAGCACUCCAGCAGCAUCAGGUUCAAGCUUGUGAUUUAAAAUAGUGUGAAUGUAAAAACAAUCAAUACUUAAGGGAGGAAUUUAAGUGAGGUUAUAUUUUAGGUAGAUAAUAAACACAACACAGAAAAAAUGUAAAUCACAUUAAAAUAGAUUAAAUGUGAGAAGAAUAAUAUUUAAUCUUUAUUUGCUCGAGAAAAGGCAGAAGAAAAUUUGAAAAGCUUAAGAUUUGACAUUUUUAUUGUAAUACAUGUAUGAUACUAAGACUUUUAAGCUUACUAGCUUUUAGGGUCAUAAUAAAAACAGCUGUUGGUCAUUUUACUGAUUGAGACAGUUUAUAUUUUCUUUUACUUUUUGUUUAUUUUUAUUUUAAAGUUGAAAUGCCUCCAAGAUUUAAACAUUUCUUUAAAUUGUUUGAUACCCAGAAAGUCUCUCUGCUAUUAAUCAUUUAUAAUGGCACACUGUAUGGUACUGAAGCAUAAAGAAAAACUUACUGCCUCUGAAAAAUGUAAUAAGUCAAAGUGGCACUAAAUGUUAAAAAUUGCAUAUAUGGAGAACCUCACUCAUGUACUUGUAUUGACUAGAACUGAAAAGCUUUCCCUUUCCUGUUUAAGAAUGAAAUAAACUAACAGACUGC
Molecule: messenger RNA, 2624 nt
Organism: Cheilinus undulatus (humphead wrasse)
Lineage: Eukaryota; Metazoa; Chordata; Actinopteri; Labriformes; Labridae
Product: vitamin D3 hydroxylase-associated protein
Exons: 15
Coding region: 206-1966 (586 amino acids)
Biological process (GO): fatty acid catabolic process
Molecular function (GO): fatty acid amide hydrolase activity; amidase activity
Source: RefSeq, a predicted model, not a curated record